Messenger RNA from Necator americanus (New World hookworm), 453 nucleotides. RefSeq lists its product as uncharacterized. The record is from RefSeq and is a predicted model, not a curated record. The transcript has 2 exons. NCBI's taxonomy places the organism in Eukaryota, Metazoa, Nematoda, Chromadorea, Rhabditida, Ancylostomatidae. The coding region runs from base 1 to 453 and encodes 150 amino acids.
AUGGCCAUUGGCGAUGUGCUGGACGACAUCACCUCUUUGCAAUCAGAGCGCACGUCGGACAACGGUGACCGUCUGGUCGACUUGUGCGAACAGACAGGCCUCUUCAUCGCUUCCACGUUUAAGAGGAAUCAUCGACGUCAUCAGCUCACGUGGCAGGGGUCCCUUUUAACGUCUGAAGAGCAGCGAAAGCGGAACAUGAGGACUCUCAAACUUCAGCUCGACCACGUUCUGACGAGCAUCCCUCAGUCGGAUAUCCGAAAAUCUAGAGCUGUUUGGGACGUCGCGUUCGACUCUGACCACCGUCCAGUUCUUCUCAGCUUCAAGAUACGGUUCCACAAGAGAAACGGAGGUCACUUUCAGCCGAAAGUCGACGUGGCAGGUCGAAGAAUGCAGAGCGAAACUCCGCUCACGUGUGUCUAUUCAUGUUGGAGUACGGACCAAGAAGAAGCUUAG